Etheostoma cragini (Arkansas darter) is the source of this 1822-nucleotide messenger RNA. It is a transcript of the gene otol1a, whose product is annotated as otolin 1a. The transcript has 4 exons. Gene Ontology annotation, molecular function: protein binding. Lineage: Eukaryota; Metazoa; Chordata; Actinopteri; Perciformes; Percidae. The coding region runs from base 116 to 1600 and encodes 494 amino acids. The record is from RefSeq and is a predicted model, not a curated record.
UUAUUACAUAUCGUAAAAAAGCACUGUGGUGCAAUAGGAAAAAAAAACUCUGCACCUGUAUCUAUAUUCUUCAAACUUCCUCUCUUUUCCCCAACAGAUAAUUGUAGCCCUCAGUAUGCCUUUUGUUCGCUUAGUUUUUUUGACCACUGUCCUUGCGGUACUGAUGGCCAUGCUGGCCUCCAGCGCACGGACCACACGCUGGCCCAAACCUCAGACCACCAAGAAGCCCCCUCGAGCUGGGAGCAGCGGAGGACGGACCACCACCACAACUCCAUCCCCUUCCAGCAGCCUGCUCACAGAUGAGACAACUGAGGUCACGACGGGCGCUUACUCCCUGUCCCCCACAGACAGCACCACAUAUUCCAGUGACACGUUCUCCACUGAGUUCCACACCAAUGCCGUAGUGCCCCCUGGGAACAUCCUUGGAAACUAUUCGCUUGACUACAACGAAUGCUUCUUCAACGUCUGUGAGUGCUGUCCGCCAGAGAAAGGCCCAGUAGGGCCUAUGGGAGAGAGAGGGCCGCCCGGACCACAAGGAGAGAGGGGCCCUCUAGGGUUACCAGGAGAGAAGGGAGAAACAGGACUCCGAGGACUACCAGGACCAGCAGGACUACCUGGAGCCAACGGACUCAACGGCGACAUAGGUGACAAAGGUGAUCAAGGACCCAUGGGUCUUCCUGGUACACCUGGGAUCCCAGGAAAACCAGGAGAGAAAGGUGAUCCGGGCCCCAAAGGAGAGAAAGGUGAACGAGGCCUCAGUCUGAAAGGGGACCCGGGAGAAAGAGGAGAGCCUGGCCUGAAUGGGACUAAGGGCAGCAUCGGGCCAGAGGGGCCUAUGGGUCCCCCUGGGUUAGCUGGGACAAAGGGUCCGAAAGGUGAACAGGGACCUAUAGGUGACUGUUUACCAGGCGAGAAAGGGGACGUGGGUGAGAGUGGGCCCCCUGGUCUGAGAGGUGAGAGGGGCCCCCCAGGAGUUAAUGGAACUGAUGGCGUAAAGGGAGAGAGAGGGGAACCAGGGCCUCCAGGAGGGAAGGGGGAUAACGGUGCCAGAGGGCCCCCUGGACCUCCAGGAGGGAGGGGCAUAGCAGGGCUGAGAGGAGAAAGGGGAGCUAAAGGUGGGCGUGGGCCCCGGGGCCCUAAAGGCCCACCAGGUGAGAGCGUGGAGCAGAUUCGUUCUGCUUUCAGUGUGGGUUUGUUCCCCAGCCGGUCCUUCCCUCCGCCCGGCCUGCCUGUGAAGUUUGAUAAGGUGUUUUACAAUGGGGAUGGGCACUGGGACCCAACAAUCAACAAGUUCAACGCCACACACCCCGGGGUCUACCUGUUCAGUUACCACAUCACCGUGCGCAACCGGCCAGUACGUGCUGCCCUAGUGGUUAACGGGGUACGGAAGCUUCGGACUCGGGAUUCUCUGUACGGCCAGGACAUCGAUCAGGCGUCCAACCUUGUGUUGAUGCAUCUGACUGAAGGCGACCAGGUGUGGCUGGAGACGCUGAGAGACUGGAACGGAGUUUACUCCAGCAGUGAGGAUGACAGCACUUUCUCUGGCUUCUUGCUUUACCCAGACUCAAAUAACAAACCUACUGACGUGGAAAACCUGUGACUGCAACUGUUGACCUUUGAUCAACCAUGAUUGUAACUUCUUGUAGACCCUGCAACCUUCAGCCUGUUCCACUGCCCUGUCAAAUUAUCUUGUGAUCAGCUACAUGGCACUGCUUCGCUAUCUGCUCGCUGCUGUCAUGCUAAUCAAACCAAAUGCUUUGCCUGCCUUGCUGUGUUUGGAGAUGGAUGAGGCUUGAUCAUAUUGCUGUACGCAACACUUCAG